Messenger RNA from Notothenia coriiceps (black rockcod), 536 nucleotides. RefSeq names its product cGMP-dependent protein kinase 1-like. The annotation marks the transcript as partial. Gene Ontology annotation, molecular function: ATP binding; protein kinase activity. Lineage: Eukaryota; Metazoa; Chordata; Actinopteri; Perciformes; Nototheniidae. Gene Ontology annotation, biological process: protein phosphorylation. The record is from RefSeq and is a predicted model, not a curated record. The transcript is spliced from 4 exons.
GUACAACUAAAGAGCGAUACCAGCAGAUCUUUUGCCCUGAAAGUGUUGAAGAAGCGUCACAUCAUGGACACCAGCCAACAGGGCCACAUCCUGUCUGAGCGCCGCAUCAUGGUGGAGGCUCACAGUCCCUUCAUCAUCAGGUUGUAUCGGACUUUCAGAGACUCCAAAUAUCUGUACAUGCUGCUGGAGGCGUGCCUGGGAGGAGAGCUGUGGACGCUGCUCAGAGACAGAGGAUCUUUUGAUGACGGCAUGACUCGGUUCUACACCGGCUGCGUGGUCGAGGCUCUGGCCUUCCUGCACUGCAGAGGAAUCAUCUACAGAGACCUGAAGCCUGAGAACAUCAUCCUGGACCAGCGGGGAUACGCCAAGCUGGUGGACUUUGGCUUUGCUAAGAAAGUGGGUCUGGGUAAGAAGACGUGGACAUUUUGUGGGACUCCAGAGUACGUGGCCCCUGAGAUCAUCCUGAAUAAGGGCCACGACAGCUCUGCAGACUGCUGGUCUCUGGGAAUACUGGUCUUUGAGCUGCUCAGUGGCAG